This is a messenger RNA of Leptopilina boulardi, 1767 nucleotides long. Its product is annotated as tetratricopeptide repeat protein 5-like. NCBI's taxonomy places the organism in Eukaryota, Metazoa, Arthropoda, Insecta, Hymenoptera, Figitidae. The record is from RefSeq and is a predicted model, not a curated record. Gene Ontology annotation, molecular function: protein binding. Bases 186 to 1538 code for a protein of 450 amino acids. The transcript has 8 exons.
UUAUAACCUUUUAAGCAAUACACGCGCUGUUGUCAAACAAAAAAAAAAAAAAAGAAGAAGUACAUAUUACAUUUUAUCUUUAAAUUAAAUAAUGCAUUUCGAGAGUAUUUUUAAUAAAAUAGAAUAUUUAUAAUAUGUACAUGCAAUUAUAGUGUUAAAGGAAAUUUUAUUUCUCUUAUAAAAUAAUGUCAGCAAUUAUUGACGAUAAAGUGGUUGAUGGAGCAAAAGAUCCAAAUGUUGUUAAAGAAGAUCCAAUUCUUAUUUUAACAGAAAAAGUGAAAUCACUUUAUCUAUUUCGUGAUCAUUAUUUUGAAAAUCAUGCAAUUGAAGAGGCAAUAAAUAAAAAUUGCGAUGUUGAAAAAGAAAUGAAGGAGACAUUAACGAAAUUCGACGAAUAUAAAGGAUAUGAAAUUGAUGGUGCAAGAGCAAAAUAUUAUUUUUUAAAGGGAAAAACACUUAAUGUAAUAAAUAGACAUGUACCGCAAGCCGAGGAAUUAUUAAGUAAAGCAGUGAAAUUAGAGCCAAAAUUAAUUGAAGCCUGGAAUGAACUUGGCGAAUGUUAUUGGAAAAAUGAUGAUAUUCAACAGGCGAAAAAUUGUUUUUCCGGCGCUUUGCCUCAUGGUAGAAAUAAAGUUUCAUUGAGAAAUUUAUCGAUGGUUCUGAGACAAGAACCAGCGUCACAGGAGCAAAGGAUAAAAAAUGUUCAACAAGGAGUUGAAUAUGCAAAAGAUGCUGUGAGUCUCGACACAUCAGACGGUACUUCUUGGGCUAUUUUGGGAAACGCCUACCUUUCUUCAUUUUUUACUGUUCAACAAAAUCCGGCUACAUUGCGUCUCUGUAUGUCCGCCUACAAUCAAGCCGAAAAAGACAUUAUUGCCAAAAGUAAUCCUGAUCUUUUUUACAAUAAAGCAGUGGCACUUAAAUAUCAAGAGGAAUAUAAAUCCGCACUUGAGUCUUUUGAAAGGUCGAUGUUACUGGAUCCAACAUGGGAUGUUCCUCGGACAAAGCAAGAGGAUCUCCUUCAGUACCUCAAAGACGUACAAACUUCACUUAAUAGUAAAGGGAGACUGAAACCCAAGAGGCUUCUUCAAAUGAUAAAAACACUUGAUUUAAAACAUUUAGGACCCUAUAGCGAUGGAUCCUAUACAGUUGGAAAUAAAACUGUAAAAUUGGAGAAAAUCUUGUUAAAAAAUUUAAUUCCUGGUGUAAAUUUAGAAAAAGUCAUUUUUGGAAAAGUUGUAUGCUGGAUUCAAGACUCAGACUGUGUGCCUUUUACAUUUUGCCUCGUCGAUAAUGAACAAACUUGUGUGGCUGUGACUGUUUAUAAUUUAGCAAAAGGACGAGGAGUCACAAAUGGUGAUUCAGUCGCAAUUCCUGAACCUUUUGUAACUCAUCAAAAAUUCUCUUACAAGGAACAUACAUUUGAUUUUAAAUCAAUAAGAGUCGAAACACCAUUGAUUCUUGUGGUGAAUGGAAAAAAAAUGAGCUGGGAACAACAGGCAGGAAUUCGAAUUUCCUCUAUGAAAAAAAGUGAUUAACUCUGUUUUUGUUUUAAGUUGAAUUAGUUUUUUAAAAAAAAGAUUCCUUAAAAUUCUAUUAGACAUCUUUACGUUAUAAUUUUAACUGGAAAAAAAAAUUAUUUUAUUCAAACAUUCAAUCAAUAGUAUUAAACAGUAAAAUAAAGACAAUUUUUUUAAUUGAAAAAAAGUUAAAAUAUAAACAAACAAUUUUAGAAGAAAUUAAAAAAACUUAUUAAAUUCAAAACAA